Aphis gossypii (cotton aphid) is the source of this 990-nucleotide messenger RNA. RefSeq lists its product as uncharacterized. The record is from RefSeq and is a predicted model, not a curated record. Lineage: Eukaryota; Metazoa; Arthropoda; Insecta; Hemiptera; Aphididae. Bases 355 to 990 code for a protein of 211 amino acids. The transcript is spliced from 5 exons.
CUUUGAAAACUUCCGCGACCUGUGUAUGAGCGCGUACAACCUGGACGCCGCUCAUUAUUUCAGCGCCCCAGGCUUGAGUUUUGACGCGAUGCUUAAGUUUACCGGUCAAAAGCUACAGUUAUUGCAUGAUUACGACAUGUUGCUGAUGUUCGAAAAUGGUUAGUAUAUUAUUUUUAAAAUAUAUAUAGGAUUAUUAUUAUAUACAUAUUUUUUUUAAUAGGUAUACGUGGUGGGUUGGUGCAAGCUAGUAAGAGGUAUGCGAAGGCGAACAAUAAGAAGACCCCGGAUUACGACGAGACGAAGGAUAAAUCAUGGAUAAUUUAUCAGGACUGUAACAACUUGUAUGGAUGGGCAAUGUCUCAGUACAUGCCAUACGAUGGAUUCAAGUGGGUUGAACCCACAUUGAAUGGAUUAGAUGAUUUGAAUGACACCUACCCCAUAGGUCGAGUGUACGAGGUAGAUGUGUCAUACCCACGACAUUUGCAUGAUAAGCACAAUGACCUACCCUUCCUACCGCAAAAUAGUGUGCCAAGUGGUUCGAAGGUAAGGAAGUUGAUGGGAACGUUCGAGGAGAAAAAAAAUUAUAUCAUACAUUAUAGGAACCUACAGCAGGCGAUUAAGAAUGGACUUAUAGUUGAAAAGAUUUUUCUGAUUUUUACAGUACAUAGAGUAAUACAAUUUAACCAGUCUGACUGGUUGGCUAAAUAUAUAGAGUUGAACACCGAGAUGAGGAAGAAGGCGAGGAAUGAUUUUGAAAAGGACUUUUUUAAACUUAUGAAUAACGCUAUUUUUGGAAAAACAAUGCAAUCGAAGAGGAAGGAGAUGAAGAUGGAGUUGGUAUCGUGUGAGAGGAGGUUACAGAAACUUAUUAAUAAGUGUACUUUUAAACACUGUACAAAUUACAAUGAGAACCUUAUGGUCGCCCUAGAGAAUAAGAUUUUAGAUUUGAUAAACCUAUUUAUAUUGUGCUGGACAUAUCUAAGACAUUGA